This is a messenger RNA of Euleptes europaea (tarantolino), 1944 nucleotides long. It is a transcript of the gene EFHC1, whose product is annotated as EF-hand domain containing 1. Gene Ontology annotation, biological process: mitotic spindle organization; cilium-dependent cell motility; mitotic cytokinesis. Gene Ontology annotation, molecular function: alpha-tubulin binding. Gene Ontology annotation, cellular component: mitotic spindle; axoneme. The transcript is spliced from 11 exons. NCBI's taxonomy places the organism in Eukaryota, Metazoa, Chordata, Lepidosauria, Squamata, Sphaerodactylidae. The record is from RefSeq and is a predicted model, not a curated record. The coding region runs from base 1 to 1926 and encodes 641 amino acids.
AUGGGCUCCCAGCCGGUGCAAGGGCUGCCCCUCCUGCCGGGCUCCUCGUUCCGGGACGCCACGAAAACUGCUUUUCAUCGCUCUCAGACUCUAAAUUACAAGAACGGGUUUGCCUUUAAGCGACUGCCGACGGUGGGGAUAGGACGGGAGCGGCUUCACGUCAACCAGCUAUCCCAGGCUGAAUUAGAUGAACUAUCCAACAAGAGACCAACACUGACCUAUGGCCAGCCCAAGCAAGCUCUGCCUUCCGACUUCAUCCCAGCACACGUGGCUUUCGACAAAAAGGUGCUGAAGUUCAAUGGUUACUUUCAAGAAGACGUCCCCAUAUCUACCGAAGAGCAUUUCCGCGUCCGGCAAGUGGGCAUUUAUUACUACCUGGAAGACGACAGCAUGUCUGUCAUGGAGCCCAUUGUGGAAAACUCGGGGAUUCCUCAGGGCAAGUUCAUAAAGCGGCAGCGCCUGCCCAAGAACGACCGCGGGGACCAUUAUCAUUGGAAAGACCUCAACCGAAGCAUCAACAUCACCAUCUAUGGCAAGACUUUCCGGAUAGUCGACUGUGACCCGUUCACGCAGACUUUUCUGGAGAGCCAGGGGAUUGAACUGAACCCCCCGGAGAAAAUGAUUUUUGACCCUUACACAGAGCUGCGCAAAAUGCCCCUGCGCAUGUACGUCACGCCCUCCGAUUUCGAUCAGCUGAAACAAUUCUUGGCCUUUGACAAAAAGGUCCUUCGUUUCUAUGCCAUAUGGGAUGACACCGUAAACAUGUUCGGCGAGAGCCGGCGUUUUAUCAUUCACUACUACUUAGCAGACGAUACUGUGGAGGUGCGGGAAUGCCACGAAAAGAAUAAUGGCAGAGACCCUUUCCCUGUGCUGAUAGGACGCCAACGCCUGCCCAAGAAAAUUGUGGAGAAAAAAGACACCUUCCCGACUUGCGUGCUGGAGAUCUCUGAUCAAGAGGUCCUGGAAUGGUUUACCGCUAAAGAUUUUGCGGUAGGCAAGUCCGUCACUCUUCUCGGGCGCACUUUCUUCCUCUACGAUUGCGACGAGUUCACUCAACGGUUCUAUCGGGACAAGUUCGGCAUCAGUGACUUCCAGCCGGUUGAUAUCAAGAAGCCGCCCCCAGAGGAAGUGAAGCAGGUCAUCCCUCCCUACAAUGGUUAUGGCUUCGUCGAAGACUCUCUCCAGAACUGCUUCAGCCUGAUUCCAAAGCCACCGAAGAAAAACAUCAUCAAGAUGCUCCAGAAUGACCACAAAGUGUUGCGUUACGCCGUCACCAUGGAGUCUCCAAAUCCGGAGGACAGAAAGCGACGCUUUGUCCUCUCCUAUUGCCUCGCCACAGACAUGAUGAGCAUCUACGAGCCUCCCAUGCGCAAUUCGGGAAUCAUUGCGGGCAAAUACCUGGGCAAGACCAGGGUCCCGAAGCCCGGCUCCAACACAGACAGCCCCAUUUACUAUGAACCAGCUGACCUCACAAUUGGAGCCAUGGUGGAAGUGUUUGGCCACCGUUUUGUGAUCACCGACGCUGAUCUGUACGUCCUGCAUUACAUAGAAAGCAACCUGGAGAGCUUCCCAGCAGCCGUGGUCCAAUCGAUGCGGGAUCACUUCGCCCCUCGCCAGGAGGCAACGGAGGCAAUAAAGAGGCUGGAGCGAAGCGAGCCCGACGAGCAGGAACUAGAGGCGGUUGUGGCUGAGAUGCGGGAGCACCUGCAGCGGCACAAUUACCUGCCAGACAGUGGCUUGCAGGAAGCGUUCCUGCAACAAGACAGAGACGGCUCAGGGCUCCUGGACAAGGCUGGGUUCUUCAAUCUCUGCGAACACUUCAAAGUGCCUGUUGACGACCCGCUUUUCCAGAAGCUCAUCAGCCUUUGUUCUCACGGAGAAAGCCAGAUAAAAUAUCCCAGCUUUCUCCGAGUUUUCCAGUGCUGAUCGUCACGAAAGGUAAAG